Messenger RNA from Pocillopora verrucosa, 2629 nucleotides. Its product is annotated as acid-sensing ion channel 2-like. Gene Ontology annotation, cellular component: plasma membrane. The record is from RefSeq and is a predicted model, not a curated record. Gene Ontology annotation, biological process: sodium ion transmembrane transport. NCBI's taxonomy places the organism in Eukaryota, Metazoa, Cnidaria, Anthozoa, Scleractinia, Pocilloporidae. Gene Ontology annotation, molecular function: ligand-gated sodium channel activity.
GCCGUACAUUUUGAAACGCUGAGUUUGGACCUCGUUCAGGACAUAUCAACACCAUAUAUUUAACCACACAAGUUGAGAAAUUUCGUCGAAUACAAUAUCUGUCAUGGAGAUUUUUCAAGAGCAUCGAGAGAAUGGAUGAUGAAAUCGACCUAUCGACGGCCCAUUUAGUAAAUAAUGUUUGCUGAGAAUGCCCUUCGAUACAGAUUGGUUUAACUCGAGGGGUUUUUAUCCCUUAGACACGAAAGGCGCUGACGAGUACUUAGUGGUCGUAAAAACACCACAGAAAUCUUUCCUUGAGAUCCUACAGAGUGGUUUUAUAAGCUCUCAUAACAUCUCUAACAUGUCUUGCCCGCAGCAAUCUCCGAGAAAGAAGAAAGCAAAAGAAGCGAACAGCGACGACGAGGAAGAUCAAGAAGAGGAUAUUCCAACAACUUACGAAUUGUGGCAAGACUUCCUACAUAGUCUGACCCUUCACGGGUUUCGUUUCAUAUUUGAAGAAGGACCCAAAAUUCGUCGUAUUUUCUGGCUCCUCAUUUUGAUUCUUGCUGUUAUGAUGCUACUUCUGCAAGGCAAGAAAAGCAUACAAAAAUUCUUCGAUCGCCCGACAACUACGACAGUGCAAGUGGAGUUUUUGGAUCAGAUUGUAUUUCCUGCUGUUUCCAUCUGCAACUUUAAUCUGUUUCCAUAUUACCUCAUAAAUGGCACCAUAGGAGAAAAGGUUAUGUCCAUUCUUGCACCUCAAAAAUACAUCGACAACAAGGAAGAAGUGCUGUUCGCACGUUCACCGAUUCCGAACUUUCUUAAUUAUCUUCGUCGCCGUCGCCGUCGCCGCGAAAAGGACACGAAAAAAGGCGACGACGACGAUGACGUCGAUGUUCUCGACGACACGUCGAUCGAUAUAGACGAUUCUUUUGACUUUGCUCAGUUCGUGAGGACUCAUGGGCAUCGGAUUGAUCACAUGAUCAAGAAAUGUAGAUGGAAAUCACAGCCUUGUGGACCAGAGAAUUUCACUGCCGUGAUAACUGAAUUUGGUCUUUGUUACACGUUUAACUCAGGUUUGAAAGGUCACCCUCUUCUAAAGGUGCAGCGUGCUGGAGUAGACUAUGCCCUCAGACUGUCUCUGAGCGUUCAGCAAGAUCAAUAUUAUGGGUCACUCAGAGAUUCGUCUGGGUUCAAGGUCAUGGUGCAUGAUCAAGAGGAACCACCGCUGAUCAAUGAGCUUGGUUUUGCAAUUCAGCCAGGAACUCAUACAUUCUGUGGUCUCAGGAAGGAAGUGAUGCACAAUCUUCCGCGCCCAUUUAAAACAGCAUGUGAAGACAAACAUUUAGCCGGCUUUAAAAAGUACACAAAGUCGGCUUGUCUACUGAAGUGCCGUGCUGACUACAUCAUCGGCAUGUGUAAAUGCAGAUCUUACGAUUUGGAAGGCGAAGCUCCACCAUGUUUACCGCAACAGGUGAAGAACUGCGUUUGGCCCGCAAUGGAAAUAUUCCGAAAUGAAAGCAACAACUGCGAGUGCCCAGUCCCCUGUGAGAUCACAAAAUAUCAAGUGCAACUGAGCUAUGCCCAGACCCCAGCGAAACAUUUCUCCGAAGUUCUGGCGAAAAGAAAACACGUAAGGAAGGACGUCAUGAGGCAUUACUUGAGGGACAACUUCCUCGAGUUGGAUGUGUACUUUGAAGAGAUGCAGGUGACGCUAAUAACUCAGAGGCCAGCGUACGACCAGGAGAGCUUGUUUGGUGACAUCGGUGGUCAAGUUGGGCUGUUUCUUGGCGCUAGCAUUCUAACAGUGUUGGAAUUUGGAGAUCUACUGGCGAGGAUUAUAGUCAACAAAAUCAAAAGAAAUCAACGACGGCAUGCUCGGACAGUUUGACUAAGUCAAAAGUGGUUUGAUUUUGCUUGAAAGAGAGGAAAUUUCACCUGAUAAGUAUUUUCGAUUCACUUAAAUGGCCGAGCAGUUUUGGAUUCCUAGUCUCGUUACAAUUUUCUCAAGCCUCGGAAAAUAACCAAUAUUUGAUAACCAGCAGUAGAUUGACUGAGUACUUGAAAUGCUGCUAACAAGCGGUUCCCCAUAAAGAGUUUUAUUUUCAUUUUCGAUUAUCCACAGGGAAAGCAAGUCCUCGGUUAAACUGUAAUGGUAGCUUAGCUUUCAAACAAAACACCUCUUUCGUGUUUAGUGAUGUAAAGGAGGUUUCAUAUCCCAUAAAGUUAUAGAGGAGAGAUACCUGUUUGUUCAUACGUAAAAUAAAUGUUAAUAAGAGUUUCAAGGCUUUGGAACUAAGGAUGGAGUAUCCCCGCACGAAUUUUGUCAGGUACCUCAUUCCCGGAUGCUUAAUCAAGAAAAAGUUGAUGAAAAGAUUUAGCUUUUGUUAUUUUUACAUCUUGCAGCUCAAAGUUGUUACUAAUGCGCGUUCAGAAGAGACUCGCUUGUCAAAAUACUCGGUUUCUUAUAGAAACCCUCAGACAUUUUUUUACUAUUUCAACCCAUGUGAGCGUUAGAAUAAUUUGAAUGAAGUCAGGAACAAGUUUUACCACUUACUGGAAAGUUUCAUUUGUGCAUGAGCCACCAUUAGAAAUAUUUCCUUGAAUUUUGGCAUUUCUUUUCAGUGUCCAGGAGUCUUAGAUAAAAUAG